Frankliniella occidentalis (western flower thrips) is the source of this 881-nucleotide messenger RNA. RefSeq names its product 39S ribosomal protein L22, mitochondrial (gene mRpL22). The transcript has 4 exons. The record is from RefSeq and is a predicted model, not a curated record. Gene Ontology annotation, biological process: translation; ribosome assembly. The coding region runs from base 170 to 796 and encodes 208 amino acids. Gene Ontology annotation, molecular function: structural constituent of ribosome. NCBI's taxonomy places the organism in Eukaryota, Metazoa, Arthropoda, Insecta, Thysanoptera, Thripidae. Gene Ontology annotation, cellular component: ribosome; mitochondrial large ribosomal subunit.
UCUUCUGCUUGGGGAGGACAAGGAAGGAUUACGUUUCUUCGUUGGUGGUUUUGCUUCAUAUAUUUAUUUUUUGAAAAUUCUCUUCAAGUAAUGCACUUUUACUGACAUUUUCACACUUUUGCAACUAACUGCUUUAGUAAAAUUUAUCACAGGAGUUUCUCACUGAGAAAUGUUCUGCCUCAAUGCAUUGUCCAAGAAACUUCGUCCCGAGGUUUUAUUUGGACAAACAUCCCGAAAUAGAGCUACGUUGGAAAAUUGGGCAGUUCUGGUUGAUAAAGAGAAUAAAGUUUCACGAUGGAGACAACUUAAUGAUCAGGUCUUCGAACCGUUAAAGAAAGGGGAAGAGAGACGCCCUGCAUUUGUGUGCCAUGAGAAGAGAGACAUUUGGUACAGCUUUAAAAAGUUGUAUAUAGUUUCUUGCUUUGUCAGAGGACUUUCAGUGGAUGAUGCAGUUAAUCAGUUAAAUUUUGUACCCGCAAAAGGUGCAAAGAUUGUAAAAGAUACAAUUUUGGAAGCACAAGAAAUAGCUGUUAGAGACCACAAUGUAGAGUUUAAAAGUAACCUGUGGGUUGCUGAAUCUUUUCCUGAACACUCAUAUAGAAUGAUGGGAUACCGUAGACAUGCAAGAGGUGUUAUGCAUCCAAUCAAGCUUGGCCAUGUUCACUACUUAGUUCGUUUAGAAGAAGGACCUCCACCCAAGCAUUAUUAUUAUCAUAGUCGUCCAAGAACACCUCAAGAACUUCUGGAUCAGUGGUUUGAGGAAUUACGGGCGAGAAAAAUAUCAAAUUCUCUUUGAACAAAUAUCCCAGGUUAUUGUCAUUGAAAGCAUUUUCCCAGUAUAAUUUACUUUGAGGGGUGAAAUAAAUUUACUUGUGUUUCAA